CUGGGCACCCAUAGCUCGUACUAACUCCUACCAACCGAUUUGGACAGUCAUUCAAUUUCUACGAUUUGAAAGCCAAAAAAUGUCGUCGAAAAGACUACAGCAAACCCAAGCACAAGUCGACGAGGUUGUCGACAUUAUGAAAGUUAACGUAGAUAAGGUCUUGGAAAGGGAUGCCAAGUUAUCAGAGCUUGACAAUCGGGCUGAUGCUCUCACUGCUGGAGCCUCACAGUUUGAAACCAACGCAGCAAGACUGAAGCGUAAGAUGUGGUGGCAAAAUUGCAAGAUGUGGAUCAUCCUUAUUAUUGUUAUUCUUGUAAUUAUUGCAGUGAUAGUCAUCUGGGUUGUAUCAACUGGAACUGGAUCAAGCAGUGACAGCAAAGCAACUGUAGCUCCAACAACUGCUAAACCCUGAUGAAAACCUACCCUACCCCUCCCAUCUUAAAAAAAUAAUUUUCUGCACUACAGACAUUGUAACAACUUAUGACAUGCUUUGGAUAAUUCUCUUCAAUUUUUCAAUAAUUUGUAAAAAAUGUAAUUCUAGAUGAAAACAUCAAGGGAUUGGUGUCUUUUCCUUAUCAUGAAAAUUAAAUUUCCCCACUUCUUAAAUAUGGGUAUGGAGAAUUAAUGAAGCUAAUACUUUUAGAAAUUCUCUGACAGACUUUUAGUAAUUGGAAUUUCCUGACUACUUGAUCUGAUUGAUAAAUAAUAUAAUUAAUGCUAAUUUAUGUGAAUUCAAAAUAAGUAAGUUCAUUUGUUUUGUUGCUUUCUGGAUGUAAAUAUGCAUGCCUAAUGACAUUUAAGUAUAUUCUUUAUAUCCUUCAAGUAUACAUUCUAUUACAUAAAGUUUUUCGACAGGAAUCCCCCCCAUUGAGUUUAGUGGCUGAAUCAAUGCUUGAUCAAUUCUUAUCCUUGGCUAAUAGUCUUCCUCAGUGUUUCCUUAGCCAUCUGGAAGGUAGCUGUGCAUUUCCAACCAAGUGCCAUGACAUUUGAGUGUGCAAUGAUUAAUACCUGUGAAUAAUAAUAUUGUUUGUAGGUUUGAAAGAAGGUGUUAUCAUUGCAUGCUUAUUGUUCAUCUUGAUUUGAUACAAAGGCAAUGGUUCAGGGAACCAUUAAAGUAAAGUAUCUCUAAAGAAACACUAAGAAAUCAAUAAGAUUUAACUUAAAAGUGUUGCCCAGGACCUUAGGCUUCAAGCUCUACCUUGGACCAUAAAAUAAACAAGCAUUUCUCAGAUACUACAAUGUUUCCCAGCCUCUGACUUCAGUAUAUAGCUGUUUUGUUAGUGUACUUAUCAAUAUUUGUUAUAAAAAUCUAACGUGAUUAUCUGACAUUAAAAAUGACAGGAUUUCAAUA
This is a messenger RNA of Exaiptasia diaphana, 1351 nucleotides long. Its product is annotated as vesicle-associated membrane protein 3. Gene Ontology annotation, molecular function: SNAP receptor activity; syntaxin binding. Gene Ontology annotation, biological process: vesicle fusion; vesicle-mediated transport. The coding region runs from base 80 to 412 and encodes 110 amino acids. The record is from RefSeq and is a predicted model, not a curated record. Gene Ontology annotation, cellular component: plasma membrane; SNARE complex. Lineage: Eukaryota; Metazoa; Cnidaria; Anthozoa; Actiniaria; Aiptasiidae. The transcript has 6 exons.